UGUAGCGGUUAUUUGAAGUAAUGCUGUGAAGUAUAGGUUAUGUUGUAUCCAGAACUUUGUUCAGUUUUGUGCAUAAGAUUGUCGUUAUCUGAUUAUUUUAUAGUUACAUCUAGCUUCGUAAAUGGAACUUCCAUCUGUAGAAGAAAAAUCAACUAGAAUUGAAGCCAUAAAUAAAGAUGUUGUACAUCAAAUCUGCUCUGGUCAGGUUGUUCUGAAUUUAGCAACAGCAGUGAAGGAAUUAGUUGAAAAUAGUUUGGAUGCAGGGGCAACAGUUAUUGAGGUUCGCCUGAAGGAUUAUGGAAGUGAACUCGUGGAAGUGAUAGACAAUGGGACUGGUGUAGAAGAAGAGAAUUUUCAAGCCCUCACUCUUAAACACCACACAUCAAAACUAAGGGAAUUUACUGACUUAGUAUUAGUGGAAACAUUUGGUUUCCGUGGUGAAGCACUUAGUUCACUCUGUGCCCUCAGUGAAAUGACAGUUGUCACCCGACACUCUUCAGCAUCCUGUGGAACAAGAUUAGAAUUUGAUCACACAGGGAAAAUUAUAAGGAAGAAAUCCUGUGCCAGACAAGUUGGUACUACAGUAUCUCUUCUGAACCUUUUCAGUUCUUUGCCUGUGAGACAGAAGGAAUUUCAUCGUAGUCUACAUCGAGAGUUUGCAAAAAUGACCCAGUUUUUGUAUGCUUACUGUCUAGUCUGCAUAGGCACCAAGAUCUCUUGCACUAACCAAACUAAGAAAGGAGGUCGCACAGUUGUGGUCUCUACUCGAGGAAGUGAAACAGUCUGCGACAAUAUUGCCUGCAUUUAUGGGGCUAAACAGGUGCAAAGUCUGAUGGAGGUUUUGCAGAAAAGACCACCUGAAACAAUGCUGCAGGCAUAUGGGAUAUCUGAAGCAUUAACAUCUACUAAAAACCCAUUCCAGCUUGAAGGAUAUAUAUCGUCAUGUGCACAUGGUCAAGGUCGGAGUACCACUGACAGGCAAUUCUUUUAUGUCAACUCUCGACCCUGUGAGCCAACAAAGGUCAUUAAAAUAGUCAAUGAAGUGUACCAUCAGUUCAACCAGCAUCAGUAUCCAUUUGUAUUCCUUAACAUGAAGACAGCACGUAGCACUAUUGAUGUGAAUGUAACACCAGACAAGAGACAAAUUUUUCUGGACCAUGAGAAGCUUCUUAUAACAACCAUUAAAGCUUCCCUCCUUCACCUAUAUGAAACAAUCCCAUCAACUUUUAAUUUUCAGAAUAUUUCUUCUAGUCCUGUUCCCCAAACCCCUCCAUCCCCAACAGUAACAGCAGCAGGAAAUCUUGAAGAUAUGUUUAGGCAAUGGAGCCAUUCCCCUGCUUAUAAUCAUUCAAAAUCGCCUACAUCAGCACCUGUGAAAGGGAGGGGAGUCAAACGACUAUUGGACUCAACAAAAAAAGAAGGAAGUGCUAAAUCAAAAUUGCAUUGCAUCAACAAUUUUUUCUCACCCAGAACAGAGGAAGGAAUUCAAAGUAUAUCAACAGAAGUAGAAAUCCCAAUUCAUAAUUCUUUCGGUAUUAAUAACACUUUGAAUACUACUCAAGAUGAAAUAGAGCUUGAAAAUGUUCGAGUUAUUAAUGAUACUGUAGAAUUUUUGAAUGAAGGAAUCCAUACUGAAUUCAAUAAGAACAAAGGUGAACAUGCAAGCCAUGAGGUUUGUAUGGAUAUUUAUAAGCAGACAACUGAAAAUGACAACACUGUUAUCACUGAUGAAGAAAUAAAUCAAGAAUCAGUAAAGGAGUCAUUAAUGACUAGAGAAUCUAGUCCUGGAGAUAUAAAAGAUACAGAUGUUAUCCAAAAUAAUUGGACGAAUUAUACAAAUGAAGAAAUCAGUCAACCAUGUGAAACUGAAGUAUCAAAUGGCAAGGUACAAAAUAUUGUAGUAAAGCUUGAUGAUGUGAAAAUGGACGACUUAAGUCGUAAAAUCGUUCAUAUGUCUGUUAGCAUUGACCACAUAAAACUGAAAAUUGAACAACAUAAGAAGCACAAUGCAAACAAAGACAAACGUCAGAUGUCAGUCAGAUUUCAUGCUGAAAUUGAUCCAACAAAGAAUGAGUCUGCAGAAAUUGAACUACGUAAAGAGAUAUCACAAGAUAUGUUUGCUAAGAUGGAGAUACUGGGCCAAUUUAACUUGGGAUUCAUUGUGACACGUCUUGGACCAGACCUCUUCAUUAUUGAUCAGCACGCAACAGAUGAGAAAUAUAAUUUUGAGAUGCUUCAGCUCAACACUAUACUGCAGAACCAGAGGCUUGUUAUACCUCAGAAGUUGGAUUUAACAUCAGUGAAUGAAAGUAUUCUCAUAGAGAAUGAAGAAAUAUUUAAUAAAAAUGGAUUUGAUUUCAUCAUUGAUGAAAAAGCUGAACCAACAAAACGAGUACAACUGACUGCAAUUCCUGUCAGCAAAACUUGGGAGUUUGGAAAAGAAGACAUUGAUGAAUUGAUAUUUAUGCUACAAGAUUCCCCACAUACCAUGUGUCGACCCUCAAGAAUUCGGUCAAUGUUUGCAUCCAGAGCUUGCCGUAAAUCUGUUAUGAUUGGGACAGCUUUAAGCAGAGCAGAUAUGAGGCGUCUAAUUGAGAACAUGGGACAAAUUGAACAGCCGUGGAAUUGUCCACAUGGACGACCAACUAUGAGACAUCUCAUCAACCUGGACCUUAUCCAUAAUGGAUAACACUUUGUGGCAUUUAAUUUUUCAUGAUACGUGUAAGUUUCAGUAAUAUUCCUGUGCUAAGAUCACUGUAAAUAUACUUCUCCAAAAUCAGCUGUUGAAUCUGAUAAUAAAUAUAACAUAAACUGUGCUGAGACAUUA
Messenger RNA from Zootermopsis nevadensis, 2827 nucleotides. It is a transcript of the gene Pms2, whose product is annotated as mismatch repair endonuclease PMS2. Gene Ontology annotation, biological process: mismatch repair. Gene Ontology annotation, cellular component: MutLalpha complex. The record is from RefSeq and is a predicted model, not a curated record. Gene Ontology annotation, molecular function: mismatched DNA binding; ATP binding; ATP hydrolysis activity. Lineage: Eukaryota; Metazoa; Arthropoda; Insecta; Blattodea; Termopsidae.